Molecule: messenger RNA, 4799 nt
Organism: Pomacea canaliculata
Lineage: Eukaryota; Metazoa; Mollusca; Gastropoda; Architaenioglossa; Ampullariidae
Exons: 6
Coding region: 2482-3708 (408 amino acids)
Source: RefSeq, a predicted model, not a curated record
CAACAGAAAGCGAAAAAAGUCCUGGUGCUGAGAUGUAAAUUUGUAAUUUAUACAGUAGAGGAUGCUGUGAAAGUGAAGAGAUUUUAGUGUAAAAUAUUGAUGUGACAAUGUAUAAUGCUGAUUUGGCAUAGUGUAUAGUGCUAACCUACUAUUACUUCUGCCAGCAGACAGCUAGCUGACAUGACCGUUUGCCGCGAACUCGGUGAAACGAGGGCAACUUUUUUUCUGAAGCUUGUUUCAUUCGAGUUCUCUCCCCUGUACAUUCAACUACACCAUGAACUUGUGUUGCUGGACUGCUGGUAGACGAUUUCUUUGUUUUUCUUUUGUUUCUGUCUUCUUGGUUGUUGUUUUUUUUUCUUCGUCUUUUCGUUCUUCUUAGCAAUCUUCAUUUCACCAUUGUUUAAUGAAUCGACUACAGAAACAAUGAAUUUCGAAAAGGAAUAACUGAGUCCUCGGUAACAGAAAAAAAGAUAAUCACACGAUGUUCUGUUGUUGAAUAUUCGCUUCAACGCUCAGAUGUAGUUAGUUUAUACUUAUUGUAAUUUCCUAAAGAUAAUGGCCACACACGUUAGUGGAUUAAAAUGUUUGUAUAAACAAAUAUCUGCUUUGUUCAAACGUGCCGUGCGAACUUCCAAACGCAGCCAUUUCGUUAUCAUUUCGUUAUCUGGGCAAAAAUCGCUUCUUAAACAUGACAAACUGAGCGAUGUUUUCUCAUGUGACUCGGACAUAGAGUUGUUGAACUGAGCCACGCUCACUGUUACAAACACUACUUAAUUGCACGUCAGAGAACUCUCCAGUCCAGGAGAGUAACUUUCAUCUGCUUUCCUAGUCACAGAUGAGAGUGUCGAUGUUUGAAGGCUUAUAUAUUGAAAAUUAGUCAUUAUUAUGUAAUCAUAUUUUGGGAAUUAUUAUUUUAAAAUGAACUGAACCUGAUCCUAAAGAAAAAACUAUUGUACAUUGGUAUUGAUUGUUAAAAAUACACGCAAGACGAAUGCUAAUACUAAUUAAGAACUAAUUAUGCACUAAUGUUGAUUCUAAUACUAAUACAUUACAAUAAUAAUAAUAAUAGGAUUUAUUUAGCCCAUUUCCAUAUACACAGCCGAGCUCUACAAGGUUUAAAGAACAGUAGAUAGUGAAGAGAAGGGUAUCACAAUCAGGCAAACAGACAUGAAUAGGAAACACUGCCAGCAACAUGAGAGAAUCUGGAGAUAGUAACAGGCAGGAGACAGCGAUUACAGUAGAUAUUUCCGAAAGAGAUAGGUUUAAAAACCCCAGGGGAAAGUAUGUAAUGACUCUACUGUAGGGAGAGACAGAGGCAGGGCAUCCCAAACACUGGGCUUGCUGUGUCAAUCUGAACAUUCAUAACAAUGUCAGGUUUGUAGAAAUCAGCCUGGAGGCUCAAGUGCUUCCAUAUCUCUAGUAUCUGUAAUAAUCAUGACUACAUUAUUAAGUUAUUAAACGGCCAUUUGGGUAAAUGUAAAUAACUGUAUAAACACCGGAAUCUCCAUCCAUCCAGACAGUAGCCUCGCCAGCUAAAACAUUUUUACAGGGCUUAGUAAGAGGAAGGAGGCAGUAACAUCAUUUCUCUAUCACCUGAGGGAGCGCCAUGGUGUCUGACGGGCUCAAGACAGCAGUCAGCCGACACCAGUCGCCAUCCACAGUCACUAGGAGGCACCCGGGGUACAGAGGAGCAAACUGAUUACAGAAAAGAUGAAGAUGACGAGCAUUCCUAAAGGGCUUGUACACUUGCAACCAAAGCAGCUCAGCCCAACCUUUGCAGAGGUGAAACCCGAGUGCUACCCGCGCCUGUGAGCGUGUUCACAUACCCGCAUACCCGAUUAUUCAGGAUUGCGCGUGCACACACACACAGCCAUACAUGCAUACACAGAUGCACACACAGAGACAUGCAUAGAUAGAUGCAUACACACAGAUGCGCUCGCACACUCGCACACACAGAAUGACGAAUGCGUGGGGAACAAACGAGGGAGGAAAAAAAACCCAACAAAAUUCAAGCGAGAGAGAGAGAGAACAACCAACACAUUCAACAUGUACAGAUGUGGACAUCAGCCUACGGUUGCUAGAGGGAUUGCACUGAAACCCGGCAACAAGGCUGAGACUGAGAACGCACAGGCUGCAAAGAUGGGCACAACACCUCGCUGGCCACCCUGGGUGCGCUGACAGCAGGAGAAUGAAAGUGUCCUGCAACUCACCCGUCCUCCCAGACCGACAUCUGGCUUUUGCCCCGCGUCCCGGCCGGCCGCCUAUUUGUCACCAUCGCCAGCAAGGAUGAAGGGAACAAGUUAGAGCAGGACACACGGUGCUUGUCACACGGCGUAACUUGUAAGCAAUUAGUUGUUCAAGGCGGGACGUGUGUUGGUGCGACAAGAAGAUGGCCUAGGCCGAAGACAUUCUCCGAACCUCGUGAAAGAUAAUUGCUUGCUUCUCCUGACAGUGCGAAAGGAAGUCAACUUCGUGCCUGGCAUGCAUUCUGGGUUCUUGAAUGUGGCGAUGGCCUCUGUCCCUGCCAUCCUAUUAGGUGUUCUGGCGCCCUUGUGGGCUGCUGAGACGAAAGUGUCGAAUGCUUGCUACAGCACAGGAACCUGUGGGCACCACUACCUGUCGUGUGGGCCGGAUGAAACCAUCCACCUGGUGGCGCUGUCGUACGGGUUCAAACCCUCCAGCACCUUCACUAGUCAGGGCUGCCAGGCGCUGCUGACCAACUGCGACGCCAACGUCAGCACCGCGGCCUGCUGUCAGUACGACAACAACAACGACUGCCUCAGGUCCUACUCCAAGGACAACCAGGACAAGUUCCACCAGAAGUGCGACGGACAGGGGGACUGCACUCUUCCGGCUGCUUACAGCUACGGCGGAUGUGACGCCAUGGAUGCCUCUGGCCUCAACCAUGCCUCCUCCUUCUCCCUCAUCCAGUACAAGUGUGAACGCAUGUACACAGAGAUGUCCACCAGCCAAACAUCCACCGAGACAAGACCCCUCGAGUCCCUGUCGACGAAAGAGUCUCAAGAGGGAAGCAGUGUUAGCUCAGCCCCACUAGUGACACCUUGUGACACGUGCACGACACACUCGCACGAGCAGACUCAAGAAACCGGCCAGAAAACAGGGAAAUACGAUGUUCUGCAGCUGGCCAUUGGUGUUUCUGUGGGAGCAGGCCUUGGAGUCGUCGCUCUUAUUAUCAUUGCAUGUGUUUGCUGGAUAAGAAUUCGAAGGAAGCCCCUGCCCCUGAAUGCCAUCACAAUGAGACAAGCGGACAGUCGGAGCGUGUCUGACAGGACGUCCACCACACGGACACUCGGCUCCCACCGUCCGUCCAGCGCCUGGUCCCUGCCCUACAGCGCCCUGGAGACAGACACAGACAUCAUCCAGUCCUCGCAUCCCGACAGUGUGUACAGCGUCCCCACAGACAUGCUUUCCUCCGUCAGCAGCUUCAACUACUCCGCCUUCCUCAACAACGUGGGCAUAGGUGGCGGCCAUGUCUCGUCUCCAAGAGAAACGGUUCCGAAUGUCGUGAACGGCGUGCUGCUGUUGCCGGCAGGAGAUGGAAUAAUAGUGAACGAGAUUUUGUCGAUGGCGCAAAAAUCACAUGGAAUGGUUCCAACCCAAGAGGUUCCCUACCAACAAGAGAACAAAAACAAACAGUGUUGUUUCCAUCUCGUCUCAGACGACAGAGACUUGGCCUCCAGGGCAUGAAAGUCGUGUCGCCGAGCAACAUCCAAUCACAGGGAUCGUUACAAGAUCGUCUGACGAGCCAAUCACAAACAACGUGACUUCCUCGCCCUUCCCAUCCGACCAUCUGCACUGCAGACGCACUUCUGUGGCGGGAGACGAGAGGAGACCACCCUGGGUUGGAGUCCAGCAUCCAGAACACGUCUGUGGAUGGCAAAAAUAGUUUAGAGAAGAGAGCAGUACAAGACUGCUCGCAAGACAAGUCGAAAUGUGAGAAUUUGUCUUACCAUAAUGGCAUCAUAGCGGAUACCAUCAACAGUCAUUUUUGACGAUAAUAAAACCUUGAUGCCAGAAGAAGUCAGAAGCGGUAAUCUGUCUGCUGGGAACUUCAGUAAAUAAAAAUGCCAUGAAAUUCAGUGAAUAGAUAACAUACAUGGAUGACGGAAACUUGUCCUGUCAUGCGCACUUGACAAGUUUCUCGAUUCGAAAGUUCCCGAAGUGUUUACUGCCAGAAGUAUAUACAUAAACCUACCCUGUACAUUUUGACAGAUUUUCGCUUUGGUAGGCACCGAGAGGGGGAAAUCUUUAACCCCGCAAUAUCAAUUUUUUCGAAAGAUGGAAGAAUUUAAGAAAGACCCAGACAAAGCGGCAAUAAAUAAAAUGUAAGUGAACACACAGUAACAUUCACAGAUGAAGGAAGUAGAGAGAUGUGUCAUUUAAAAAUUGAACAAUAAAUAUUUUCGGCAAUGUUCUCUCAGCGGCUACCUGGCCAGAUGGGGACAAGUACAGAAGCUGACGGUUAAAUUGUUGGCGACCUCCCAGACAGACUGUUCCCCUCGUCGGACUUUAAAAAAUUCACCUGGUAUCUCAGCCUGGGUUAGGUCUAGGAGAGGGCCGGUCAGUGUUCGGUUUGUGGAGAAAGAAUGGACAAAAAAAUAAUCUUUUCUGAUGAGGAUAUUUGGAAUAUAAUCAAAGCUCAGAAGGUGUGUGUGUGCAAUGAGAACAAGAAUGUGUGUGUAUGGGUGGAUUUUGUGAGCGUGCAUAUUUGUGCGAAUGUGAGAAAAUAAACUGUAAAUAAAAAUCUAUUGUCUAUCGUGUGACUUGGAAGCUUUUUC